Messenger RNA from Fusarium vanettenii 77-13-4, 399 nucleotides. RefSeq lists its product as uncharacterized. The coding region runs from base 1 to 399 and encodes 132 amino acids. The record is from RefSeq and is a predicted model, not a curated record. Lineage: Eukaryota; Fungi; Ascomycota; Sordariomycetes; Hypocreales; Nectriaceae. Gene Ontology annotation, molecular function: deaminase activity. Gene Ontology annotation, cellular component: mitochondrion; cytosol. The transcript is spliced from 3 exons.
AUGAGCUCUCAGGGAACCUUUCGUCGCGCUGCUGUCGUGUUCACGGACAAGGCCUCGGCACCUCUGCCUGCCUUCUCUCAGGCCAUAAAGGCCAACAACAUGGUAUAUGUCUCCGGCAACGUUGGCAUCGACCCGACCACUGGAAAACUCCAAGAAGGAGUCGCUGCCCAGACUACGCAGAUUUUGAAGAACCUCAAGGCUGUUCUUGAAGAAGCCGGAUCUGGUCUGGACAAAGUCAUCAAAGUUAAUGUCUUUAUUACAGACAUGGGCAAGUUCGCCGAGUUGAACAAGGCAUAUUUAGGAGUUUUCGAGGAGCCCCAGCCGGUCCGUACUUGUGUCCAAGUCUCUGCACUUCCAUUCGAAGCUGAGGUAGAGAUGGAGUGUCAAGCACUUCUGUGA